AUGCGCAAAGCCUUGAAAUCGCUCAAGGAAGACGAGUCUAUUAUGAUUUUGCCAGCAGACAAAGGCCGCGCCAGUGUUAUUCUGGACACCGAUGUCUACCGCGCCAAGAUGUCCGAGUUAAUAGAAUCCGGCCCCUAUCACGCUAUCGGGAAGGACCCGACCGAUCGCCUCUCCCGCAAGCUUUCCACUAUUCUUCGCGGCUUUCACAAGAAUGGUGACAUCAAUGAUUCUACCUACCGUAAGCUAAAACCGUCGCAGAAGCAACCGCCCAGGAUCUAUGGACUGCCUAAGAUCCACAAAGCUGACAUCCCGCUUCGUCCGAUUGUGUCAUGUGUGAGUUCGUUUGCUUACAACACGUCUAAGUAUCUCGCUGAUAUUCUUGCUCACUUAGUCGGUUCCAAUGGGCAUGCUGUCCAUAACUCCGCGUCGUUUGUUGAUUUCCUGCGCAGCGAAACCAUACAGGAACAUGAGGUCAUGGUUUCAUUUGAUGUGGUAUCAUUGUUUACCAAUGUACCCAUCGACGCCGCAUGCAAGGUCGCACUUAGCAGGCUCGGACGUGAUGAGAGCCUACCCGAGCGCACACAGUUAUCUCCGGCCCAGGUAACUGAGCUUUUGAGUUUUGUUUUGCAAUCUACGUAUUUCAUGUUUGCCGGCAAUUUCUACGAACAGCAAGAAGGAGCAACCAUGGGCAGCCCUUUUUCCGCAGUGAUCGCUAACCUGUUCAUGGAAGCUUUUGAGGAACGUGCACUGAGUAGUUGCCCGCCCGACUGCGCCCCUAGAGUUUGGAAGCGUUACGUAGAUGACACGUUUAUCAUCACGCAUAGAUCCGCCGCCGAUGACCUUUUGAGCCACAUGAAUUCGCAGCAGCCCUCCAUCCGUUUUACCAUGGAGCAGUACAUUGCUUAUGAUUUUAAAGCAGCUGGGGUCAGUAAAUGA
Lytechinus variegatus (green sea urchin) is the source of this 936-nucleotide messenger RNA. RefSeq lists its product as uncharacterized. Bases 1 to 936 code for a protein of 311 amino acids. The record is from RefSeq and is a predicted model, not a curated record. Lineage: Eukaryota; Metazoa; Echinodermata; Echinoidea; Temnopleuroida; Toxopneustidae. The transcript has a single exon.